AACCCCAACAUCAGGUGGCUCCCCGGCACACACAGCACGCACAGUCACAAGUCACGACAGUGGACUAGAAAAAGUCUCCCUCCCUCUCUCGCUCACACGGCCCGAAUGGUACGCUACUCACUUCUGGACCUUCUUCUUCAUGCUGAGAUAGAGCACGCUUGACCCAGAUCUGUUACUGUAACCUUGGAAUUUUUUGGCGUAGAACAACUCGAAAGAAAUACUCAUAGUGCUAUGAUGGCGUCGGAAGGGGUAGGGUUUGUUGAGAAUCAGGGACAUGGAGGGAGCCCAUGGGAGGGGGUGAUGGAGUUGACCAAGUCAGCGCAAGACAGGAACAUGGACCCUCUCAUGUGGGCGAUGCAGUUGUCUUCCACCCUCACCUCCGCUGGUCUCUCCGUUCCCUCACCGGACCUUGCCAACUUUCUCGUCUCUCACAUUUGUUGGGCCAACAACGUUCCUGCCGCCUGGAAAUUUCUUGAAAAAGCUCUCACCCUCCGAAUCGUUCCCCCUAUGCUCGUCCUUGCUCUUCUCUCUACCAGGGUAAUUCCGAAUCGAAACAGGUAUCCUGCGGCAUACAGGCUGUAUAUGGAGCUUCUUAAAAGAUAUGCCUUUUAUCUGCCAUCUCUUUUGCAUGGCCCCAACUAUCCGAAGAUUAUGGAGUCUAUAGACAAUGUUCUUCAUCUUACCCAAAUGUUUGGGCUUCAGGCAUGUGAACCUGGGCUUCUUGUUGUUGAAUUUGUGUUCUCAAUUGUAUGGGAGUUGCUUGAUGCAUCACUUGAUGAUGAGGGGUUGCUCGAAAUCACUCCUGAAAAGAAGUCCAGGUGGGCAACCAGGAAUCAAGAUAUGGAAAUAGAUAAUCAUGAUGGCAUUCAGUUGAAGACUACAGAAAAUCAGGAAGCCAUGCCGAAAAUGAAUACUGUAUUGGCUAUUGAAUUAAUUGGGGAAUUUUUCCGAAAUAAAGUAUCUUCCAGAAUUCUCUAUCUGGCAGGACGGAACAUGCCUGGGCAUUGGGAAUCUUUCAUUCAGCAUUUGCACUUGCUCACAGGAAAAUCAACUGCUUUGAGAAAUUCGAAGAAUAUUUCCCCAGAAGCUCUCUUAGAAUUGACGUCCAGUACACGUAGGGUCCUAUCACGGGAAUGCAAAACAAGUUCACAGCAAAUGUUCCAUGCAGUAAUGGUCUCUGGAUCGCUCAUAUCUUCUGCUGGUCAGUGCCACGGUACAAGUCUUUCAGCACUUUGGCUUCCAAUUGAUAUGUUUUUGGAAGAUACCAUGGAUGGAUCACAAGUGACAGCUACAAGUGCUGUUGAAACUCUUACUGGUCUAGUGAAGGCUAUUCAGGCUGUUAAUCGGACAACUUGGCAGGAUACAUUUCUUGGCCUGUGGAUUGCUGCUUUAAGGCUUGUUCAGAGGGAAAGGGAUUCAAGUGAGGCACCUGUACCACGCAUAGAUACCUGCUUGUGUUUGUUGUUGUCUAUCACCCCACUUGCAAUUGUGAACAUCAUUGAGGAGGAAGAAAGUUCUGGUGGAUCUGAAAGCUGCCACCUUACUGGUUCAAGAAAAGAGAAACAUCCAGUUGGAAAGCGUCGCAAAGAUCUAGUGGCAAGCCUGCAGCAAUUAGAAGAUUAUGAAGGCCUGUUGACUCCACCUCUAUCUGUUAGUUCAUUGGCUAAUCAAGCUGCUGCGAAGGCGAUGAUGUUCCUUUCAGGUCUAUCAGUUGGCAGUGGAUAUUUUGAUGGCAUAAGUUUAAAUGAUAUGCCAAUGGGUUGUUCUGGAAACCUGCUGCAUCUAAUUGUUGAAGCUUGCAUUGCUAGAGAAAUUUUGGAUACUUCAUCAUAUCUAUGGCCUGGCUAUGUGAAAGGCCGCACCAACCAAAUGCCACGUAGCAUAUCUGGCCAAAUGCCUGGUUGGUCAUCUUUAGUGAAAGGAUCUCCUUUAACUCCUCCAUUGGUCAGUGCAUUGGGUUCAAUUCCUGCUUCAAGCUUAGCAGAAAUAGAGAAAGUAUAUGAGAUUGCAGCCAAUGGAUCAAAUGACGAGAAAAUUUCUGCUGCUACAGUUCUCUGCGGGGCAUCUCUUGUUCGUGGUUGGAAUAUACAGGAACAUACAGUUCUUUUCAUCACUAGACUGCUCUCACCUCCUAUUCCUGCUGAUUAUUCUGGCCCAGCGAGUCAUUUAAUUAGCUAUGCUCCAUUUCUGAAUGUUCUUCUUGUUGGGAUAUCACCUGUUGACACAAUCCAGAUUUUUUCCUUGCAUGGAUUGGUUCCACAGCUUGCUGGUGCGUUGAUGCCAAUUUGUGAGGUUUUUGGUUCCUGUGCUCCCAAUGUCUCAUGGACUCUUACAACAGGGGAAGAAAUUUCUACCCACAUUGUCUUUUCGAAUGCAUUCACUCUUCUGCUGAAGUUAUGGAGAUUUGAUCAACCACCACUUGAACAUGUUUUUGGUGAUGUGCCCCCUGUGGGCUCCCAUUUGACUCCUGAAUACCUUUUGCUGGUGCGCAACCUGCAAUUGACGUCAUCCGAGAAUUCACCUAUAGGGCAAUCUAAGAGCAAGAGACUUUCAAGACUUUCAAGUCCAUCUGAUAGAGAACCCAUAGUCAUGGAUUCUUUUCCAAAAGUAAAACAGUGGUACCGGCAGAAUCAAGCAUGUAUUGCAUCAACCCUAUCUGGCCUUGUACCUGGAACUGUUCAUCAGAUUGUCGAUAGCCUCUUGACCAUGAUGUUUAGGAGAAUAAACAGAGUUGCUCAACCAAUGACUCCAACAGCGUCUGGGAGUAAUAGUUCAUCUGGAACUGGAAUUGAUGACUUCUCCCUUCGUCUUAAAAUCCCUGCUUGGGAUAUUUUAGAAGCUAUUCCUUUCAUGCUUGAUGCUGCCCUCACAGCUUGUGGUCAUGGAACACUAUCACCUCGUGAACUAGCUACGGGGCUCAAAGAUCUGGCCGAUUUUUUCCCUGCAUCUUUGGCAACAAUUGCAAGUUACUUUUCUGCUGAAGUGACACGAGGUGUGUGGAAGAAUGCUUGUAUGAAUGGUUCUGAUUGGCCAAGUCCAGCCGCAAAUCUAGCCAACGUCGAACAGCAGAUAAAGAAGAUUUUAGCUGCCACUGGUGUUGAUAUACCAAGUUUACCUGUAGGUGGCAAUUCUCCAGCUACCCUACCUUUACCCCUUGCAGCCUAUGUGAGCCUCACGAUAACCUAUAAACUUGAGAGAAGCACUGACCGUUUCCUUAACUUGGUCGGCCCUUCCUUACGUAACCUUGCCAUUGGUUGCCCUUGGCCAUGCAUGCCCAUUAUAGUUGCUCUGUGGGCCCAAAAAGUGAAGCGUUGGAAUGACUUUCUGGUUUUCUCUGCAUCCCAGACAGUCUUCCAUCAUAAUAGUGAUGCUGUGGUCCAACUCCUCAGGGCGUGUUUCACAACCACUCUUGGGUUGAAUUCUUCUUCUAUCUCAAGCAAUGGUGGCGUGGGAGGUCUUCUUGGUCAUGGAUUUGGCUCUCAUUUUUAUGGUGGUAUGGAUCCUGUUGCUCCUGGAAUACUGUACUUGAGAGUCCAUCGAGCUGUAAGAAAUGUCAUGUUCAUGACUGAAGAAAUUGUCUCUCUCUUGAUGCAAUCUGUUAAAGAUAUUGUAAGUAGUGGUUUACCUGCAGAGAAACAGGAGAAAUUAAAGAAAUCAAAAUUCAGCAUGAAAUAUGGUCAGGUUUCUCUCGCUGCUGCAAUGACUCGUGUCAAGGUUGCGGCUUCAUUGGGGGCUUCAAUAGUUUGGAUUACAGGUGGACUAAGUUUAGUUCAAUCCUUGAUCAAAGAAACGUUGCCAUCAUGGUUCAUAUCAGCCCAAGGGUCAGAAGCUAAUGGAGGGGAACCGGGAGGAAUGGUUGCCAUGCUGGGUGGUUAUGCUCUUGCAUAUUUUGCAGUGCUUUCUGGAACUUUUGGAUGGGGAGUAGACUCGUCAUUGGGGGCCUCCAAGCGGCGAGCAAAGAUUCUUGGAGCACACUUAGAAUUUCUGGCUAGUGCAGUUGAUGGGAAGAUAUCACUUGGUUGUAACAAGGCAACAUGGAGAGCAUAUGUUUCAGGGUUUGUGAGCUUGAUGGUGGGUUGUACACCAAAAUGGAUGAAUGAGGUGGAUGUAGAUGUUUUGAAGAGGCUAAGCUGGGCACUUAAGCAGUGGAAUGAAGAAGAAUUGGCUCUGGCUUUGUUGGGAGUUAGUGGGGUUGGUGCAAUGGGUGCAGCUGCUGAAUUAAUCAUAGAAACUGGAUACUGAAUUUUGUUCCAUCAACUAGUCGCUGAAGUGUAGUUUUUUCCUGGUAGAUACUUAUCUAACCCUAGUUCAUCUAGCUGCUUUAGAGUCGCUGCCAUGUAUAUCAUAAUAGAGCAACAGAUAUUGAAGCGCUGUACAUAAUAAAGAUACUCUAUUUUUGCGCCUCUAAAAAGGAGCCGCCUGGGUUUGAAAUGGAACGGUAUCUUAAUUUCUUGUCCUAA
This is a messenger RNA of Coffea eugenioides, 4460 nucleotides long. RefSeq names its product mediator of RNA polymerase II transcription subunit 33A-like. NCBI's taxonomy places the organism in Eukaryota, Viridiplantae, Streptophyta, Magnoliopsida, Gentianales, Rubiaceae. The record is from RefSeq and is a predicted model, not a curated record. The transcript is spliced from 12 exons. Bases 232 to 4242 code for a protein of 1336 amino acids. Gene Ontology annotation, cellular component: mediator complex. Gene Ontology annotation, biological process: regulation of phenylpropanoid metabolic process.